CCUGAACAAGUUGUUAUUUUUUGUCGGCGCCAUGGAGAUGGUGACGUCUCGAGACUCCCAGGGGAGCACCAGGGGCUUUCAGAAGAUCAUGAUGCAGGAUGAGGAUUCCUUGUCGGACCCGUCGGAGCGGUCGGCGCCCUCGGUGCCCCCGGUGGCCCAAGUGCGGCCCAUCGGGGAGAACCUGUACUCUCUGCUCAUCGCGGAGAUCACCCAGGACUACAUCAUGAUUAUGCGAGGAUCUGAGAGGAAGUUUGCGCGCAUCACACGGCUCAGUUAUUCCAUGGUGCUCAUUCUGGGCGUCAUCGCCUUGCAGGUGUUUUUGCUGAGUGCGAUUUCAAGCCUGCUUUGCAACCCUGCGGUGAAGCGCAUUCGCUCCGUGUACAGCGAGUAUCAGGUGGCGAUAUACGGCGACAACGUGGAGAAGACGGUCAACGGCUUCUAUCGCGGGGUGCUGGGCGCCCCGAUCAACGAGGAAGGCUUCCAAGAUCUGGACAUGGAGGUCAAGUGGCAGAUCUGCAACGUGCCCUUCUCGCAGCCCAUGUACACCUUGGUGAUCCUGCUGAUUUGGAGCCUCACUUGCAUCGCAGAGAUCCGGCCCAGCUUCAAACUGCUGAACUCGCUCUUGCGCCACACGCCCACGGUCAAAGACGUGUCGCAUUGCAUCGAGCGUAACGACGAGGCCACCACCAUCGUGGGCCUGACCAUGUGCAUGAAGAUCGGCCUCAGCCUGCUGUGUUUCGUGCCGCGGACGUGCGCCUUGCUGGUGCUCAACUUCCUGGGCUGCCGGUGGCUGGUCAGCUCCGAGAGCCUCGAGGAUCUCUUCCUGAACUCCCUGGCCCUGGAGUUCAUGGUGCUUUUGCCGGAGCUGCUCUAUAAGACGUUCGCCACCCAGCGGAGCAUGCUGAGAACGGAGCUCACCUUUGUGAUGCUAGGGGAGAUCCAGGAGUUGUCGCUCCACGACGUGGUGGCUGCCGUGAUGUGGGCCAGCCUGUCGGUCAUUUGGGUGUGCGUCUAUAUUUUCUAUUUCCAGACCGUUCUGCCAGGCUACCGAUGGGACGUACAUCCCAUGUGCGAGAAGUACAUCGGUACCCUGGAGGGCUGAGUUUGGCAUUUUUGCGUGGGGCGACGCCUGGAUUCCGCCCCCGUUUUCCACUUUCUGGAACCAGGCGUCCCUCGACCUAACUUGGGGAUUUGGGCCCCGCGGAGCGCAGAAGCCGCCCGGAAUUUCAGUCGCCAGCAAGCGCAUAUUUGCCGAGCUGAGUGGCAUUUAGCGUGGUGAAAGCUGACUGAUCUUGGCUGGUUGGAUC
This is a messenger RNA of Effrenium voratum, 1307 nucleotides long. The record is from the annotation of a GenBank genome assembly. NCBI's taxonomy places the organism in Eukaryota, Dinophyceae, Suessiales, Symbiodiniaceae.